AUUAAUAUAUAUGCAAGAGCCAAAAUGCUUCCUCGGUUUCAUAUUCUUUUCCACUUCACUUCAUGCAUAACAAAGCAUAAAGCCCAAAACAACACAAUCCUUUGGUCUUCUUGCACACUGCAUGAAGGUAAGUUAAGUGCUUGUUCCCUCUUAAAGCUUUGCUACCUUGGCAUCAUAUUUGUCUUUGUGGUAGCUUCUUGUGGCUCCUUCUAUGGGGUAUCUCAUUUUGCUUCUAUUUGUUUCUACCUUGUUGCAUGCUGCUUCUGCCUUGAACUCUGAAGGGUUGGCUUUGUUGUCCCUCUUGAGAAACUGGACUGUUGUGUCUGUUGACAUAAACUCCACGUGGAACCCUUCUGAUUCCACUCCAUGCUUGUGGGGAGGAGUGCAGUGUGAUCAUGCCAAUAAUGUGGUUUCUCUAAACCUCACUAGUUGUUCAAUUUUUGGUCAAUUAGGACCUGAUAUUGGACACUUGAUUCACUUGCAAACCAUAGUUUUAUCAGAAAAUGAUCUGUUUGGAAAAAUCCCCCCAGAAUUAAACAACUGUACCAUGCUUGAGUACUUGAACCUUUCUCUAAACAACUUUAGUGGAGGAAUACCUGAGAGCUUCAAAAACUUGCAAAAUUUGAAGCUUGUGGACCUUUCAUCUAAUCUGCUGAAUGGUGAAAUUCCUGAAUCCUUGUUUGAAAUUCCUCACUUGGAAGAAGUGUAUCUUAACAAUAACAGUUUAAGUGGUUCCAUUCCCACAAGUAUUGGGAAUAUCACUCAGCUUGUCACACUGGAUGUUAAUAGUAAUCAGCUGUCAGGGACAAUUCCCAUGUCCAUUGGAAAUUGUAGUAAAUUAGAGUUUCUGUAUUUGGAAAGGAAUCAAUUACAUGGAAUUAUUCCUGAGAGUCUAAAUAAUCUCAAAAAUCUUCAAGAGUUAUAUCUCGAUUAUAAUAAUCUUGAAGGUACUAUUCAACUGGGAUCUGGAAAUUGCAAAAUGUUAUCUUAUUUGAGUCUUUCUUACAAUUACUUCAGUGGGGGUAUACCAUCAAGCUUAGGGAAUUGUAGUGGUCUAAUAGAGUUUUAUGCUGCAGGGAAUAAAUUAGUUGGCAGUGUACCAUCAACCUUAGGCCUCUUGCACAAGCUUUCUCUUCUAAUAAUUCCAGAGAACCUAUUUUCAGGGAAAAUACCCCCACAGAUUGGUAAUUGCAAAUCACUGGAAGAGUUGCAUUUGAAUACUAAUGAACUCGAGGGAGAAAUUCCUAGUGAAUUGGGAAACAUGAGUGCACUCCGUGAUCUUAGAUUAUAUGAAAACUUUUUGACAGGAGAAAUCCCAAUUGGGGUAUGGAAAAUUCAAAUCCUUGAGCAUGUCCUUGUGUACAAUAAUAGCCUUUCAGGUGAGCUACCUUUUGAGAUGACAGAGCUAAAACAUCUUAAGAAUAUCAGCUUGUUUAACAACAGGUUCUCUGGUGUCAUACCUCAAAGCUUAGGAAUCAAUAGCAGUUUGGUGCUGCUAGACUUCAUGUAUAAUAAUUUCACUGGUACCCUCCCACCAAAUCUUUGUCAUGGAAAGCAACUUGUGAGGCUGAAUAUGGGUAGCAAUCAAUUUUAUGGCAACAUACCUCCUGAUGUAGGAAGGUGUACAACUCUUACAAGGGUGAGACUCGAAGGAAACAAUUUCACCGGGCCUCUUCCUGAUUUUGAAACUAAUCCAAAUCUCUCUUACAUGAGCAUCAACAACAACAAUAUAAGUGGAGCAAUUCCAUCAAGUUUGGGAAACUGCACAAAUCUCUCUCGUUUAUAUUUAUCCAUGAAUAGCUUAUCUGGUCUUGUACCCUCGGAGCUAGGAAACCUUGUGAAUCUUCGGACUUUAGAUCUUUCUCACAAUCAUUUGGAAGGUCCUUUGCCACAACAGUUGUCAAACGCUGCCCAAAUGACCGAGUUUGAUGUCGGAUUCAAUUCCUUGAAUGGUUUGUUUCCAUCAAGUUUUCGGAGCUGGACAACACUAACUACUUUAGUUCUCUCAGAGAAUCAUUUUAGUGGUGGUAUCCCAGCUUUCUUGUCAGAAUUUAAAAGGCUUAAUGAGUUACGGCUUGGUGGAAAUAUGUUUGGAGGAAAUAUUCCUAAAUCAAUUGGAGAACUGGUGAAUUUGAUGUAUGAGCUAAAUCUAAGUGCUAAUGGAUUGACAGGUGAGCUUCCUAGGGAGAUUGGAAACCUGAAGAGUCUGCUAAAACUGGAUCUAUCUUGGAACAAUUUAACUGGAAGUAUACAAGUUCUUAAUGAGCUCACUUCAUUAUCUGAAUUCAACAUCUCAUUUAAUUCUUUUGAAGGUACUGUGCCACAACAGCUAAUAAUGAUACCAAAUUCUUAUUCAUCAUUUUUGGGCAAUCCUGGCCUAUGUGCCAGUUUUUCAUCAGAUGGCUCAAAUUUCACUGAGAGGAGCUAUUUAAGGCCAUGUGACACAAAUUCGAAAAAUCUCGGUAAAGUUGCAACUGUGAUGAUAGCACUUGGAUCCUCAAUAUUUUUUGUUCUGCUGCUGGGGUUAAUCUAUAUAUUCUUUAUCAGAAAAAUUAAGCAGGAAGCCAUAAUCACUGAGAAAGAUGAUUCUCCAUCCCUUCUCAGUAAAGUGAUGGAAGCUACGGAAAAUCUAAAUGAUCAAUAUAUUAUUGGCAAAGGUGCUCAAGGUGUUGUUUACAAAGCAGCACUAGGUCCAGACAAUAUUUUGGCAAUCAAGAAGUUUGUAUUUGCUGACGAUGAAGGGAAAAGCUCAAGCAUGACCAGGGAAAUUCUAACCCUUGGAAAGAUAAGGCAUCGAAAUUUGGUUAAAUUGGAAGGGUGCUGGUUGAGAGAAAACUAUGGUCUAAUUUCAUACAGAUACAUGCCAAAUGGAAGUCUUCAUGAUGCUUUGCAUGGCAGGAAUCCACCACAUUCCUUAGAAUGGAAUGUCAGGCAUAAGAUAGCUGUUGGAGUUGCUCAUGGGUUGGCUUAUCUCCAUUAUGACUGUGAUCCUGUCAUAGUGCACAGAGACAUCAAAACAAGCAAUGUACUUCUAGAUUCUGAAAUGGAGCCUCAUAUUACCGAUUUUGGUAUUGCCAAGCUCUUAGAUCAGCCUUCUACCUCAACACAGUCAGCAUCUGUUACUGGCACACCUGGUUAUAUAGCACCAGAGAAUGCUUAUACGACAACUAUGGGUAAGGAAUCUGAUGUAUACAGUUAUGGGGUAGUUUUGCUGGAGCUGAUAUCCAGAAAGAAAGCAUUGGAUCCAUCAUUUAUGGAAGGAACGGAUGUAGUCAAUUGGGCUAGAUCUUUGUGGGAGGAAAUGGGAGUUGUUGAUGAAAUUGUUGAUUCAGGGCUUGCUGGUGAAAUUUCAAAUUAUGAUGUGAUGAAACAAGUUACUAAGGUGCUUUUGAUGGCUUUGAGAUGCACUGAAAAGGAUCCACGUAGGAGACCUACUAUGAGGGAUGUUAUCAAGCAUUUGUAGAAGCUAAAUACCCCACACAACAAAGAUAUUGUAUAAUCAUGACAAAGUUUUAUGUUUUGCCACUUCUGGUUUUGGUUAUAGUGUACAAAGUAUAUGUUCUAUUCAAUCAUGCAAUUUCGCUGAUA
Messenger RNA from Cajanus cajan (pigeon pea), 3588 nucleotides. RefSeq lists its product as uncharacterized. Lineage: Eukaryota; Viridiplantae; Streptophyta; Magnoliopsida; Fabales; Fabaceae. The record is from RefSeq and is a predicted model, not a curated record. Gene Ontology annotation, biological process: protein phosphorylation. Gene Ontology annotation, molecular function: protein binding; ATP binding; protein kinase activity.